AGAAGUAGAUCUAGUGAAUAAGAAGUAGUAAGUGCAUACAGGACACUCUGAAAUGGCAACUACACAGUGCCAAAGAGAGAAAACUAAAGAUUUGACAGGAAUUUUUCCAAAUGAAACUGUGACAGAACAGAAAUCCAUACUAUUUGUGAAGAAAUUGUUGGCUGUAGCAGUUUCAAACAUUGCUUAUCUUAGAGCGUUAUUCCCAGAGCAUGCAUUUGGAGAUCGCUCUAUUGAAGACCUCCAUUUGAAAACUUUGAGAGAUGACAGUGCCUGUCCAGGAGUAUGUAAAUUCAUACAGUACAUGAAAGGAUGCUUUGAUGCCUUGGAUAAGAAAUAUCUCAGAAUUCUUAUCUUAGGGCUCUACCGUGAUCCUGAAAAUCCUGAGACCUUGAUUGAAUCAUACACAUUCAAGUUCAGCUAUGCAGAUGAGACAGGAGUAGAUAUUUACAGAAACAACCAAAAGAUAUCAAGUGCAAAUACUGCCAGUGAAAUCAAGAAAGCAACAAUUCGCCUCCUUCGCACAAUUGUUGUUUUAACACAAACAAUGAAUGCCAUUCCAGAAGACACUAUGCUGACCAUGAAGUUGCUUUAUUAUGAUGAAGUAACUCCUCCAGAAUAUGAACCACCUGGAUUUAAGCCAUCCACAUGUACAGAUUUUAAAUAUGAAGAGGAACCAGUGACCAUCAAUGUUGGAGAUGUUGCAACUCCUUUCCACAGAAUUAAAAUGAGGGUGAAGACAAAUGAGGCAAUGUUUGACAUCAAGGAAGAGGAAAUAGCUGAGAUGAAGACAGAUGCUGAAGUUCACACUGACACUGAAAAAAAUGAGAAUAUAAAGAAAGAUGAAUCACAACCAACACCAGUGGUCCCAACAGAGAGUCCAGAAAUUCCAGGUUCUGAUGGUAAAGCUGUUGAAAUGCUUGGCUCUGAAAUGAGUCAGAUGACAGAAACAGAGGAGGAAUUUGGGGUCAGAUGUCCAUGUGGUUGUAAUGAGGAUGACGGUCUGAUGGUAUUAUGUGCAAUUUGCAAGUACUGGCAACAUGGGCUGUGCUUCUGUAUUAAGGAGGAAUAUGAGGCCCCAGAACACCAUGUGUGUGAUGUCUGUGCUGAUAAAGACGAUCCUAUAAAGCAGCCAACAGAUCCGUAUCUGUACAAGCUGAGUCCUAUUGCUAUUCAGACAACAUGUCUGUAUAGAAGAGCACUGAUGGCAACUACUGAAUCCAGCAGAGUUGUUGCACCAAGUCUUGCUAAGAGGCUUGGAGUAGAAGUGAACAUUGCACAUGGACUCAUUGACAGGAUGGAAAAGGAAGGAUAUGUUAAGAAUUCGGGGAAAGGAAAAAAGCUAGGGAAAAUGGUAGACAAUGAGAAAAUAAUGAGUGAAGGGUUGGAAAAGUACCUUAUUAAUAAAACUGUGAUUACCAAUCAAGAAAAUAAGAUGGAAGAGAUACAAGAUAUUGAUUCAACUGAAAAGCAUAUAGAGAAAAUUACUGAUAUGACUGAAGAUAUGGAGCUUGGGGAACAGAAAAAGCGAAGGAAAAAGAAACUGGGACCUAUUUCAGAGGUCAGACAAAGUCCUCGUCUUCUGCAAAAGAAACCUGAUGAUGGUAAAGACUCUCAGCAGAUUCAGAGGAAAGGCAAGAAAAGAGCUUGCUCAAAGAUAUAUGAGAAUUCUGAAUUUGAGAUAGCUGACAGUCAAGAUGUGACAGUUGAUGAAGACUAUCCUAGAAGUAAAAAGAAAGCAAGUGAUGUUUCUAAGGCCAUCAUGGUUUGAUCAGAGCCUGUACUAUCAUUAAAACAAGACAACAGAGACAAACUCCUGAAUAUUGAAUGUAGAUAUUUUCAGAAUUUAUGAAAAUUUGAAUCAUUUCUUAAAUUUUUGAUUUAUUUGCCAGAUUGUAAAGCAAAGUCCAGUGGAUUUUUGGUCUAUGGAUUUAAUGUGAUUUUUGUUCAUCUGCCCCCCAUAGGCAUCUUCAACAACAGUUUCAUUUAGCUUUGUCAUGUGUGACAUAUUCAUAGUUUGAUCUACAAACUCAAGAUGUUUCAAAUAUUCCCAUUGAGAUUAAUUUUGGCCUUGACCUUUAUACUUUGAUUUUUAAAUGAAAAAAAAACUGUUAUUUCUUGUGAAGAUGAGCUUGUCUUAUCAUGGCCUUUUUGCAAUGCAAGUACAUGUAGGUAAAUAGCCCAAAGAUUUUUCGAAGAAGACCACCAAGAGAGUUGAUCUUGGGCACAACGCUAGAAAUUGAAGAUGGAAUUUUCCUUCCUCAUCAAUUUCAAUAAUGCCACUGAGGGUUACCAAUGCCUUUAGUUGUGACCUUGAAAUUGGUAUAUGAGGGGUGCAUUUCAUUUGGGCAGAUUUUUCAAAAGUCAUUUCUUUCAUUUGUGCAACAUUUUAGGUCACCUGAGUCACUCAGGUGAUCUACUGCUAUCUGUUUUCAUCUGUCAUUGUCCAUUAUGCAUUAACAUUUGAACAUUUUUGGCUUAAUUCUCCUCAUAAACUGCUGAACCAAUUUUGGUAUAGGUCAUCUAUUGGCAAAGAAGGACAAAAAUUAUGAAUUGUUUUGCAGAUAAUAAUAUAACUCCAUGAAGCAUAUAGACUAAUGUUCUUGCUUUAUUUUACAUCUGAAAACGUAUCAAUUAAUCGAAAGUACUAAUAAUUUUUCAAGAGUAAUGUUCACCCUUAGCAAUGAGUUGCUUAUGAAUGAUCAAAUGAAUGAUCAAAUGAAUGACAUCAAGCUGACAUAAAGAAAUAUGGUUUUAAAAAAAAGAUUGAUAUAAAAUAAAUUUUAGUUUAGAGUAGAUUAUCACUACACAGUCUUUUAUUCUGUUUUCUUUCUCAUGUAAUUCAUGUACUUUAUAUAUUUGAAGAAUAUAAAUAACAAUAGUCGUCAAAUUGUAGUACUAAAUCAAAUACAUGUAUAUAUGUGGCCCCUAAUAAACUAAUUUAUUAUGCUAAUCAGUUGCUGAGAAAAAUUGCACUAAAUUUUGAGUGUGCUUACUUAUGUAUUUUUCCAGUAGUAUUGUUAGACUUUUGUGACAUAUUUCAUGUACAUUACAUAUUUUAAAAAAAAAUUAACAAUGAAAUAGAUCUUAUUCUAUUUCUUUAGUUUUUACACUAUAUCUUCACUUUUUUUUGCCCUUUAAAAAAAAAUAUGUCCAACUAAAAAACAGUUUCACCACCCAAAUAAAGCAGAAUUUGCCCAUAUAAAAUAAUCUGCCCAAAUGAAGAGCAUAACUUGUCAAUUAACUUCCAUAAAGUUAUAUAUAUGAAUAAUUUAGGAAUAGCAAAGUGUUAGCUUACUGACUUUAAUUCGUGCAUUAGUAAAUGGCUCUGACUAUAAACCUUGUAUAGGUAAAUGACUUUGACUUUAUACCUUGUGUUGGUAAAUGAUUUUAAGGGGCAUGUAUCUGACUCCAUUCCUUGUGUUUAGGACUGAUCAUAACAAUCAAGGUUUCUCUAUAUUGACUUGUAAACGCUUUUCAAUUUGGUCAUACUGCCUUUACUUCUUCAUUUUUCCCCCUUGUUUACAAGAAGUUUCAAUAUUUAAUUGCAUAUGAUAUGAAAUAUUUGAACUGGUAAUACUUGUACUAUAAUGAUGAUUCAGAAAAAAUUUAACUUUAUCACUGUUGUAGUGUUGUUGUGUGUUGUAAUUUUUCUUUAAAAAGUUUUGCUAUGGAAAUCUUGAAAUUAUUGAAAAGUGAGAAUUAUAUGCUUGUCUCAAGAAUGAUAAUUGUGUUGUAUAUUCCUAUUUUUUCUGUUAUACUUGCUAGUGUGAGUACUAUGUUGAAUUUAGUUUUAUUUGUUGUUAGAUCAUACACUGUCUAGUUAACAGAGUGAUCUUAAAUUGUUUUUAUUGUUGAUUAUUUUUGGCACUAUACAAUCAAU
Molecule: messenger RNA, 3880 nt
Organism: Saccostrea echinata
Lineage: Eukaryota; Metazoa; Mollusca; Bivalvia; Ostreida; Ostreidae
Product: HORMA domain-containing protein 1-like
Exons: 21
Coding region: 53-1768 (571 amino acids)
Source: RefSeq, a predicted model, not a curated record